CCUUCUCCUCCUCCUCCUCCCGAAGGGAGUCGGUUUCCUGCCGCCGCCGCGCCCGCUCACUGCGCUCUCGGCUUCGGGCAGCGGCGGCGGCCGGGAUGUGCCUGCGGAGCCCCCCCUCGCUGCUGCUGCUGCUGCUGCUGCCGCUGCUCGCCCGGCCCGACCUCGUCCCCGCCGAGGGCUGCGACCUGCGGCCGGUGGCGGCGGAGCACCCGGUCACCCUGUCCUACAGCACGAGCACGGUGCCGUGGGGCUGCGUCAGCAGCAGCUCCCUGCACAGCGCCAAUGAAGUCCACGUCCUCAGCAUCCAGUGGUCCAAGGGCCCAUCCACCACGCUCAAUGUGUUGGUCACGGCUCCAGCCAGCGGCUGCACCCGGUCGGCGGUGCUGGUCCUGCAGUGCUCCCAGUGCUCGGCCUCCAUCACCUCCCCGUGCCCGGAGCUCAUCGUCCUCACCGACGCCUUCGUGAUCCAGGGCAGCCCCGAGGUGCAGCAGAGGGAGCUGCCGCAGCCUGCCAGCAAGGGGCAGCUGCUGGACUGGGCACGGGGCACCUACGGGGGCAUCACGUCCUACAGCGAGCUGUGGGACCCGCGCGCCAUCCACCUCCGCCUGGGCGAAGAUGCCCGCAGCCCCCCAGACUGCGUCCCCCAGGAGCACUUCAACGCCGCGCCGCACCUCGACGCCGAGGUGUUCUCCCAAGGGAUGAGGAGCUGCGCCAGCGGCAGCGCCCACAGCUCCAGGACUGCCCACAUCAUCCAGCUGCAGCCUGAGCACAGCUCGCCCCUCACGGAGGUGAACCUGUCCAUGAGCUGUUCCGAGCCGGCAACGGGCAACCACAUCCUCAUCCUGCAGAGCCACACCAACCUCACCUGGAUCCUCUCGCCUACCGGCUGCCACGUCAGCUUCCUGGUCUCCAGCCCCUACAGGAUCACGUCCAUGCCAUGGCAGCUCAUAUCUGGAGGGACGCUGCCCGACACGGAGCAGGGCCUGGUCGCCAAAGCCUUCGAGAAGAACUGUAGCGUCAUCGCCUCCUAUUCCAUCAUCCCCACCAGCCCCCGCAUCACCCUGGAGAUCCAGGAGCGCGAGGUGCCGAGGAAGCCGCCCCUGAUGCUCACGUCGCCGGCCCCCACCUUGGACACGCUGCCCAACGACCUGCUCCUCAUGCUCCGGCCCUGGAAGUGCACGGAUGACACCAUGGAGAUCAUCAUCACCAGGUCCCACCUGGAGCCCAUCAAGGACGUGGUGAACAUCACCCUGCGGGACAUCAGCUGCCAGGCGGAGAAGAACGCCACGCACUUCAUGCUGCGCACCCCCCUCAGCCACUGCGGCACCUCGCUGGAGAGCCAGGGCAACUGCCAAGAACGAGCCUUCCUCCCCUCCUCGCAGCUCAUCCUCAGCCUGUCCAAGGGCUCGGUGCCCAGGAUUGUGCGGGUGGCCUUCCAGUGCCAGAUCCCACGGGAGCUCUUCCUGCGCCUCUUCCCCACCGCCGCCUUCGAGGUGCCGCAGACGGAGCUGGAGGUCAACAAGGAGGCUUUCGUGCAGGCCUCCAUGCGCUGGGACGACUACCCGGCCGACCUGCAGCUGAAGGAGUGCUGGCUGGUGGCAGCGGGGAGGGAGCCGCUGCUGCUGGUGCAGGCCAACAAGGCGCAGAGCUCCAGCGUGGCCGUGCUGGAGGAGCCCCCCGGCAGCAGGGCCAGGAAGGUUUGGCGAUUCCGCUUCACCUACGCCGUCCCCGAGGGCGGCCACGUCCCCUUCUCCGCCGCCCUCAAGUGCAAGGCCGGGCUGCAGAACAACACCAUCUUCGAGAAGGUUUUGGAGGUGACCGUGAAGGACGUCUGGAGGCCACCCAACAACCGAGGGCUGGGGCUGGGCGCUGUGCUGGGCAUCACCUUCGGAGCCUUCCUCAUCGGGGCGCUCCUCACCGCCGGGCUCUGGUACAUCUACUCGCACACCCGGCCCAUCUCCAAACUGCAGCCGGUCUCCACCACGGCGCCGGCCUCGGAGAGCAGCAGCACCAACCACAGCAUCGGCAGCACGCAGAGCACCCCCUGCUCCACCAGCAGCAUGGCCUGACCCCCCCGGACCCCCCCUCGCCGCUGCCUCCGCCUCAGCCCCCUUAAAAACCCUUUUUCUGCCCCCCCACCAGCCCCCCAAAAAUAAUUUGAGGCUGAGCCCGGAGGGGGCCGCGGCCCCUCGCCGUCCC
This is a messenger RNA of Anas platyrhynchos (mallard), 2199 nucleotides long. The record is from RefSeq and is a predicted model, not a curated record. NCBI's taxonomy places the organism in Eukaryota, Metazoa, Chordata, Aves, Anseriformes, Anatidae.